CCGCGCCACCACCUUAAGGGCCGGGCGGGGCCGGGGCCAGAGAGCCAGGACCGGGGCACCGGCGGAGGGGCACCCAGCGCGGAAUCCGGAGCGGGAUUCGAAUCAGGACCCGGAGCGGGAUCCAGAGCGGAACUGGGCGCGGGGGCCAUGGCGUCGUCCGGGCCGGCGGGGCCGCUGCUGCUGCUCGUGCUGCUGGCUGGCACCGCGCGGGCCAGCCUCCACUUCCGCCCGGGCCAGGGCUGCUACCGGCCCCUGCGCGGGGACCAGCUGUCCAAUCUGGGACGCAGAACAUAUCCCCGGCCUCAUGAGUACCUGUCCCCAUCGGAUCUGCCCAAGAGCUGGGACUGGCGCAACGUGGAUGGGGUCAACUAUGCCAGUGUCACCAGGAACCAACACAUCCCUCAGUACUGCGGCUCCUGCUGGGCCCACGGCAGCACCAGUGCCAUGGCGGAUCGGAUCAACAUCAAAAGGAAGGGGGCGUGGCCCUCCACCCUGCUGUCCGUGCAGAACGUCAUCGACUGCGGUGAGGCUGGCUCCUGUGAGGGGGGCAACGACCUGGAGGUGUGGGAGUACGCCCACAGUCACGGCAUCCCGGACGAGACCUGCAACAACUACCAGGCCAAGGACCAAAAGUGUGACAAGUUUAACCAAUGUGGAACGUGCACGGAAUUCAAAGAGUGCAGCCCCAUCCAGAACUACACCCUCUGGAAGGUUGGCGACUAUGGCUCCCUGUCCGGGCGGGAGAAGAUGAUGGCUGAGAUCUACGCCAACGGCCCCAUCAGCUGCGGCAUAAUGGCGACAGAGAAGAUGGUGGCCUACAGCGGCGGCAUCUACGCCGAGUACCAGGAGAAGGCCUACAUCAACCAUAUCGUGUCCGUGGCUGGCUGGGGUGUCAGCGAUGGGACCGAGUACUGGAUCGUCCGGAAUUCAUGGGGCGAGCCAUGGGGCGAGCGAGGCUGGAUGAGGAUAGUGACCAGCACCUAUAAGGACGGAAAGGGUGCCGAUUACAACCUCGCUAUCGAGGAGAACUGCACAUUUGGGGACCCCAUCGUUUAAGGCGAUUGUCUCUGGAACAGCAGUUUAAGAAAUGUUGCCGCGAACCACGACCAGAAGGGACCCUGUCCCGUGGGCACUGGGUUGGUACUGCCAGGGUUUGAAGGAGCUGGGGGCAGAGAGUGAAACCAAAUUGACAUCCGGGCACUGGCACCUCAGUGGGGCGCCUGUCAAUAUACCAACAAAGGGGGUCCUGGCUGAGUGUUGCUGAGAGUCUAAUGUGGGACGAUGUGGACACCGGCGCAGGACGGCUCCCCUGCCCGGUGAUGCAGCAGACCACCUGCCUGUCAGAGAAGUGGCCUGCGAGGACAUUAAAUCCUGUGACCCCCAAUGUCUUCAGCUGAUGGUUUGGUAUUUUCUAUCUGGCAACUGCGGUCGACAAUGUGGCAUUUAUCACCAGUGCUUAUGUCACCCUGGAAUCAAUGGGGGGUGGAGGGGGAAAUGGCGGUUUCAGAUCGCCCCAGUGAUGAAUAAAACACACGACUUCACAUGA
Molecule: messenger RNA, 1546 nt
Organism: Rhinolophus ferrumequinum (greater horseshoe bat)
Lineage: Eukaryota; Metazoa; Chordata; Mammalia; Chiroptera; Rhinolophidae
Gene: CTSZ
Product: cathepsin Z
Exons: 6
Coding region: 148-1056 (302 amino acids)
Cellular component (GO): lysosome
Molecular function (GO): cysteine-type endopeptidase activity
Source: RefSeq, a predicted model, not a curated record